Varanus komodoensis (Komodo dragon) is the source of this 1352-nucleotide messenger RNA. RefSeq names its product forkhead box D2 (gene FOXD2). The record is from RefSeq and is a predicted model, not a curated record. Gene Ontology annotation, molecular function: RNA polymerase II cis-regulatory region sequence-specific DNA binding; DNA-binding transcription factor activity, RNA polymerase II-specific. Gene Ontology annotation, biological process: anatomical structure morphogenesis; regulation of transcription by RNA polymerase II; cell differentiation. NCBI's taxonomy places the organism in Eukaryota, Metazoa, Chordata, Lepidosauria, Squamata, Varanidae.
AUGACCCUGGGCUGCAGCAGCGGGAGCAGCCGGCCCUGCGGCUUGCUGGCGGCCCCCUCGCCCGAGGAGGAGGAGGACGACGAGGCGCUCUCCGACGUGGAGGACGCCGACAUCGACGUGGUGGGGCCCGCGCACGAGCAUGGCCAGGCCAAGUUCAGCGAGGAGGAGGAGGACGAGGAGGAGGACGAGGACGACGACGAGGACGACGGCGCUGAGCCUCCUUUCCAAGCAGGCGGCCCGGGGGCGGCUGUCCCCCGCUCAGGGAGGCCCGGAGGCCACGCUGGGGGACAGCCACCCCACGCCAGCGGCCCCGCAGGCGGCGGCGGCGGCGGCGGCGGGGGGGGCGGCAAGAACCCCCUGGUGAAGCCGCCCUACUCGUACAUCGCGCUCAUCACCAUGGCCAUCCUGCAGAGCCCCAAGAAGCGGCUGACGCUGAGCGAGAUCUGCGAGUUCAUCAGCGGCCGCUUCCCCUACUACCGGGAGAAGUUCCCCGCCUGGCAGAACUCCAUCCGGCACAACCUGUCGCUCAACGACUGCUUCGUCAAGAUCCCCCGCGAGCCGGGCAACCCGGGCAAGGGCAACUACUGGACUCUGGACCCGGAGUCCGCCGAUAUGUUCGACAACGGCAGCUUCCUGCGCCGGAGGAAGCGCUUCAAGCGGCAGCAGCAGCAGCUCCACCCGCAGCCCCCGGAGCUCCUCCUGCGCGCCGCCGCCGCCGCCGCCGACCCGGCCGCCUUCCUGCCCGGCUUCGCGUACGGACCCUACGGCUACAACUACGGGCUGCAGCUGCAGCUUCCACCCGCACCACCACCACCACCACCCCGCUGCUGGCGGCGGCGGCGGCGGGCGGCGGGCGCGUUCCCCUUCCAGCCGCCGCCCUGCGCCCUCCCCGCGCCGCCGGGCCCUGGCGUGUCGGCGGCCGCGCCGUCGGUCUUCUCCGGCGGCCUCUCGUCCUUCCUGGGCGGCGAGCUGGGCUGCAGGAAAGCCUUCUACCCCGCCGGGCCGCUGAGCCCCACCGCGUCGCUCCUGCAGAGCCUCAAGGCGGACCAGGGCGCCGGCGGCAGGCCCUCCUUUUCCAUAGACAAUAUCAUCGGCGGCGGCGGCGGCGGCGGCGCGGCCCCCCCUCCGUCCAGUAGCUCCAGCAGCGCCGCGCCAGCGUCUCCCUUCCCGGCGGGCCACGCGGGUGGCCAAGCUCAGGUCCUGGCUAUGCUCUCUCCGGCGCUGACGCCCCUACCGAACCAUUUGAACCUGGCCCACGAAUCCCUCCUGCAGACGGGACAGAACUUUUCCAGUAAACUCACAAAUCUCAGCAGCUGCCCUUUUUAAAACGCAGCCAGCCACAGUGCCCCUCA